Gongylonema pulchrum is the source of this 327-nucleotide messenger RNA. The record is from the annotation of a GenBank genome assembly. Lineage: Eukaryota; Metazoa; Nematoda; Chromadorea; Rhabditida; Gongylonematidae.
AUGUUUGAUGACGUACUAGUAAUGUUUAUGGUUGCAGAGGACAAAUGGCCAGAAGCACCAUCAUCGUCCUCUUCCGAUGACAAUUGGGCUGAUUUUACGGCCAUGAAACCGGAUGAUUGGCCACCGCCGCAAUCACAGUCGGAAGAUGCCUGGCAGGUGGAUGAUGGCGAAAACACAGUGCUUAGCCCUACGGCAGCAGCAGUAACUGAAGCGCGACACGCAAAACUUCGGAUUCCUGAAAUGGAAAAAGCAUGGAUUUGUGUGGGCAGGCAGGCAGGCGAAUCAAUUUUUGCAUCAUUCUGCCAACAACAGCAGAUUUAUCUGUAG